AUGACUACGCAAGAAGACAAUCUUUUCCUCGAUGCUAAAGCGAAUGCUAAUCCAUCCACCGAGCAAAAGCCAAGUAGUAAACGUCCAAAUGCUACGCUGAUAUGUGUUGUGUGUGGCGACGGUGCAUUGGGUUACAAUUUCGAUGCUAUUUCUUGUGAAUCGUGUAAAGCGUUUUUUCGUCGGAAUGCUUUACGACCGCCGGAUAGACUCAAAUGUCGUGGUACUGGAAAUUGUGAAAUAACCGUUGAAAAUAGAAAACGAUGUAAACGAUGUCGAUUGGAAAAAUGUUUCAAAAUGGGUAUGAGAAAAGAGUGGAUUCUGACCGAUGAAGAAAAGCAGAAGAAGAGAAAUCAGCUAGUAGAAAAACAUCGACUAAAACACUCUCAGGCGCCAACAACUGUCCACCGGCAUCGUCGUCGAAUUCCGGCCAAUUCGCGAACCGAAAACAGUAACUCAGAUGAUGACUCUGCUUCACCUCAACGAACAACGAAUACCAUUGAAGAAACGUCAUUAAUGACAGAAGUUGACUGGUCCAAAAUUCAUCGAAUUCAGACCGCAUAUAUCGAAGCAAUGGAAUAUAACCAAGUUUUCGGUGUACCGCUUUACCCUGCGACACAUUCAAUUCAUACAACGCUCGAACUCAUUCGUGUUCCAACUUACCUCUCGUCAUUGCGUCUCAUCACAUAUUUAAAAAAAACUGAAGAAUUCCAUCUUCUCGAUAUUGACGAUCGUGUAACAUUAGUCAAACACAAUUUAUUAGCAGCAGUUUUCAUGCAUAUUGUGCUAAUCUAUAAUCCAGUUGCCGAUACCUAUCACGAACACAACACGCAAGAUCCUGUCUUCCAAGGCAAGGAUUGGGUUGAAAUCUUAGGCGAAGAUUUCUAUCACGAUAUCACCGCAACCGUCACAAAAAUAAUUCGAAUAGUUGAAUACGACCGUGUGGUCGUGAAAAUCCUUCUACUCAUCCUUGUUUACAUUAAAGGCUUCUGUGCAUACGAUCUUCCUAACGAACCAUCAUUAAAUAACAUGUUCGUUGCCUACAAUGUCCAGAAUAUUUACCUUGAAACGUUGUACAAAUAUUGUUUACAUCACGUUUAUCCAUACAUUUGA
Messenger RNA from Adineta ricciae, 1110 nucleotides. The record is from the annotation of a GenBank genome assembly. Lineage: Eukaryota; Metazoa; Rotifera; Eurotatoria; Adinetida; Adinetidae.